CUGCGCCGGAGUUCCUCUCAAUCCCGCCAAUGGUAUACGACCCGGCUCCUUCACUGGCAGCCCAGAAAGACGACAUCAAAUAUGAAGAAGAAGAUGAUGAAAUUGAUCGCCUCAUCAGUCUUCUGGGCCUAUCAGCCGACGGCGAAGACGGAGGCGGUGGGUUGGGCUCUUGCCAUUGCAGCGGAGGGGGGUUUUAUCGAAAAGCGGUAGGAGUCAAGGGGCCCAUUUGCGAGAAAGAAAUGGGGCGGCUUGAUGGUUGGAUCGAGCACUACCGGCGGGAAAGGAGAGAGCCGGCAAGGCUCGCGCAUCUUCUUCUGGCAAAAGCUGUAUCAAUGGAGGCGAGCCGUGGGGUCGAUGAUGAUGAUGAUGAUAAUGCCUUCGGAGCGAUUGAGUUUCCUCCGACUGUGGAGGAGUUUUUGGAGCAUGACCCCCCAUUUCAGAAGGCUCUGUUACAAUCCUAUAAAGCAGGCAUUGGUGGAGUUUUUAGAGAUCACAUAGGGAGGUUUCUCUCAGCUUUCGGUUUUAAAUGCUCUCAUUGGGAUAUAGGAGCAUUGGAACUUGCUGCAUUUCGAUACUUGAAGGUGGUUAUUAAGGAAUGGAUGGUGGAAGCUAAAGGCUUAAUCAUAGAGGGAGAUAAUAUAAAUGUCAUCAAACAUCUUCAAAAGUCGGUUGAAAGGGCUGAUUGGAGAAAGAGGGAAGAUGAUUUUGAAGAUCUAUCAUUCCUUAAAGAUUUUGGUUCAUUCAUAUUUCAUUUUUCUUAUAGAAAUUAUAAUAAGUUGGUAGAUUUUUGUGCUAACUUAGCUUUAUAAGGAGAUUUUUAUUGGGAUGAUCUUACUUGUAAUAAUGUUCAUCCUCAUUUCAUUUCUUUAUUGAAGGAGGACGGUGAUAGAUGUUCUAUCACCUAGUAGCUUGUAUCUAGGUUUAUUUUCUUCUUUUCUUUUAAUGCAAUUGGCAUUUCCAUAAAAAAAAAACAAUAAAAAAAAGGAUAUGCAGGUGGACAACAACAAAUUUGGAAUGAAAUGACG
Messenger RNA from Dendrobium catenatum, 1025 nucleotides. RefSeq lists its product as uncharacterized. The transcript has 2 exons. NCBI's taxonomy places the organism in Eukaryota, Viridiplantae, Streptophyta, Magnoliopsida, Asparagales, Orchidaceae. Bases 30 to 809 code for a protein of 259 amino acids. Gene Ontology annotation, molecular function: RNA-DNA hybrid ribonuclease activity; nucleic acid binding. The record is from RefSeq and is a predicted model, not a curated record.